CAAAAAAAAAAUGUAGUGAAGAAGUGGCAUGGAAUCGCCUGACAUAUGCAGGUGUUGCACAACAGCAGAACAAGUCAACAGUCCCAGGCUCCCAGCCUUAUCCCUCUUCAGAUCCCCGAUCGCCCUGCCUCCCAGCCGAGCAUCGAACUCACCAUGGCUCCCACCUCGGUCUCGCCGCCGCCGCUCCGUCCUCCCAAAGCCAACACGCAGAAGUACAAUAUCGCGUUGUGCCAGCUCUUGGUCUCACCGGAUAAGGAAGAGAACAUCGCCCGUGCGCGCGCCCGCGUCGAGGCCGCCGCGGACGCCGGCGCCAUGCUCAUCGUCAUGCCGGAAAUAUGGAGCUGUCCCUACUCAAUGGAGACCCUGCCAAGCUACGCCGAAGACAUAGACGGCGGAGGAUCACCGUCGAUCUCGAUGCUGUCCGAGGUCGCUGCUGCCAGAAAGAUCACCAUUGUAGGCGGAUCGAUACCAGAGAAGGCGUCUGGGAAGGUGUUCAACACCUGCUGUGUCGUCGGACCAGAUGGACAGAUAUUGGCCAAACAUCGAAAACUGCAUUUGUUUGAGAUUAACAUCCCAGGAGACAUCAGGCUCAAGGAGUCUGAUACAUUCACAGGUGGACAGGAACCUACAGUAGUUGACACAGAUGUCGGACGGAUUGGCAUAGGGAUAUGUCAUGACAUUCGGUUCCCAGAACUAGCGAUGCUGUACAGAUCAAGAGGCGCGCAUCUGAUAUGUUAUCCUUCUGCAUUCAACAUGAGCACUGGGGAGCUCCUGUGGGACCUCAUGCAAAAAUCCAGGGCUGUUGACAAUCAGCUGUUUGUAGCAACCUGCUCGCCGGCGCGAGACCCUAACUCGAAGUCGGAUUUCAUGAUCUGGGGCCAUUCGAGCCUCAUUGGACCGUUUGGGGAAGUGCUCGCAGCAGCUGGGCACGAGGAAGCGACCGCCAUCGGCGAGAUCGACCUCUCCAUGAUACAAUCUACAAGGGAGAACCUCCCGUUGGAGAUGCAGAGCAGAGGAGACCUGUACCGAUUGGUGGAUGUGCAGAGGCAGAGAGAGCCUGCAACUGCAAGCAACGGCGCUGGGCGAUUGGAGGGCGAAGACGCUCUGGUCAAUGACACCGUGCUCUGAGCUGUGCUGCAAGCAAGAUGCCUUCCUAGUCCCUGGUGUAACACGGACGUACGACCGUCACAACCAAACAUGUCGGUGUCUAUAGAAUCUGAUCUCCGAUGCCAAAAACAUGUUUUUGAGGCUGCGCUGUAUCAAAAUCUCUAAACUGAACUCUGUUGCAUACUUGACAGAUGUGCCAAGUGCCAUGUCCCAGCAGA
This is a messenger RNA of Setaria italica (foxtail millet), 1325 nucleotides long. RefSeq names its product omega-amidase, chloroplastic. The transcript is spliced from 10 exons. Lineage: Eukaryota; Viridiplantae; Streptophyta; Magnoliopsida; Poales; Poaceae. Bases 46 to 1128 code for a protein of 360 amino acids. Gene Ontology annotation, biological process: L-glutamine metabolic process; oxaloacetate metabolic process. Gene Ontology annotation, molecular function: omega-amidase activity. Gene Ontology annotation, cellular component: mitochondrion. The record is from RefSeq and is a predicted model, not a curated record.